CUCCUAUUGACUUGAUUCCCUAUUGCCAUCUCGUUGUCAACAACUUCCCUCUCUCUCUCGUCUCUGACACUUUGAAUCAGUGUCUGUUGAAGAAAGAAGGAAUUUCUUUGUUUUAGCACUCACACCAGUCUGGAAAUGGGCAGGCAUUCUUGCUGCUACAAGCAGAAGCUCCGUAAAGGCCUCUGGUCUCCCGAGGAAGAUGAGAAACUCAUCAAACACAUCACCAAAUUCGGCCACGGCUGCUGGAGCUCUGUCCCUAAGCUCGCCGGGCUUCAAAGGUGUGGAAAGAGCUGCAGGCUGAGGUGGAUAAAUUAUUUGAGGCCUGAUUUGAAAAGAGGCACAUUUUCUCAAGAGGAGGAGAAUUUGAUCAUUGAGCUGCAUGCAGUUCUUGGCAACAGGUGGUCACAGAUUGCGGCACAGCUGCCGGGAAGAACAGACAACGAGAUAAAGAAUCUUUGGAAUUCGUCGAUCAAGAAAAAGCUAAGGCAGAGGGGCAUUGACCCGAGCACCCACAAGCCCCUGUCCGAGGCGGACAGCGAGGACAACAAAGCCACCAAAAACAACAACAACAACAACGACAAGACCUCUGAGAACUCCAGCGACCUCACCUUCGCUGACGCCACCGACAAACCCCCCCGCUACCCGCUCCUCGACAACGCCGCCGCCAAUUCCACUCAAGAAUUCUUCCUCAACCGCCUAGUCGCCUCGCACGAGUCCUCCACCGCCACCGCGAAGCCCUCCGACAUGUCAUCAUUCCUCUCCUUCCAGCACCUCAACUACGGUAGCGCCGCCGCCCCCAACAUCGCCCUCGCCACCAGCAUCUUCUCCUCCGAUCAAUUCGGGCCAACCAAUUUGGCGGCGGCGGCGCCUCUCCUCUCCUCAAUUCCCAGCCGCGUCAACAAUUCGGUCACCCCUUUCAGCGUAAAAUUCGAAAACUGGGACGCGAGGGGGAGCGAGUGCGGGUUCUUCGAGAACAACGCAUUCGCGUGGGCGGCGGCGGACAAGUCUUCCGAGAGUGGGAUUAAUAAUCCCGAAGAUAUAAAGUGGUCUGAGUAUAUGCAGACUCCUUUUAACAUUCAAAAUCAGAAUCAGAAUCAGAAUCAGAAUCAGAAUCUCAGCGCACACGAUGUGUACGAGGGGUGGCAGCCGCAGCCGCAGCCGGCUGAGAUAUACAGCAAGCAUUUCCAGGCGUUUGGACAGUAUUCUUAAAAAUUAGUCGCAAAAAGGCUGCUAAUUCUUCUUCUUCUUCUACGACGACAGGUGUGUGCUCUAGAGUUUCUGGUUUUUCAAUCUGUAAAUAGGGACCAUAUAGAGAGAGAAUUUCGAAUUUCUCACCUCCUUUGAUACCGACAUUUUUCGAUUUUAAAAAGGUUACGUUUCUCCUGUUCCAAUUCAAUUGUCUGCCUGCCUCUUUUUUCCAACUUUCUGUAAGAAUUUGUGAUAGCUUUGUAUCUAUUUGCUUCUUCUCCCAUUUUAUGAAUUAGUGUUACUAUUAUUUACUUA
Messenger RNA from Salvia hispanica, 1503 nucleotides. RefSeq names its product transcription factor MYB61-like. The record is from RefSeq and is a predicted model, not a curated record. NCBI's taxonomy places the organism in Eukaryota, Viridiplantae, Streptophyta, Magnoliopsida, Lamiales, Lamiaceae.